Messenger RNA from Ostrea edulis (European flat oyster), 11428 nucleotides. Its product is annotated as toll-like receptor 4. Gene Ontology annotation, cellular component: membrane. The transcript has a single exon. NCBI's taxonomy places the organism in Eukaryota, Metazoa, Mollusca, Bivalvia, Ostreida, Ostreidae. Gene Ontology annotation, molecular function: transmembrane signaling receptor activity; protein binding. Gene Ontology annotation, biological process: toll-like receptor signaling pathway; immune response. The coding region runs from base 7839 to 10343 and encodes 834 amino acids. The record is from RefSeq and is a predicted model, not a curated record.
AGUUAUUAUUGUUAUUAGAUAAAAUGCCGUCGAUAUAUGUAAAUGUCGCAUUGAAGGCCACAGCAAGACAUUUUUUCUUCUCACAUAGAAUUUUUUAAAAUAAAUUCUACUUCAUAAGAAUAUAGAAACAGGUCAACUAACAAAGGAGCACAUUUCGUGCCCAUAGGAAUUCCAACAGACUGUGGGAAGACCUGAUCACCAAAGACCACGAAGAUAUUGUCAAUGAGGAACUCUAGUAUAUUUUUUAUUUCAACGUCAGAGUACUUGUUUGUGGAAUCAGAGUGGUGUUUAACAAAGUAAAUUUUGGAUGACUGAUCACUAGAUAUGAAUGUGUCCGUUUUCCAUUUUUGUUGAGGAAGCAAUUGUCUAUAAUGUCAAAAAGUCUAGUCUUUAAUUAAUCGUAAAGUGUUGAGAAGUCAUAGGCUUUUUGAUGCUAUUGAUUUGUGAAAAGUUUUACGAUUUCAAGUUUACUAAAGGUUCUUUAGAAUUUUUUAGAAUUCACAUUUGAUUAACACCGCUUCUGGUAUAUGUAGUCGCACAGUAAGUUUGAAGUUUCUUCUUCACAGCUGUUAAUAUUUUCGUGAGGAGCAAAGAUAGGGGCUUGGCAGAGCAGUCAUCGGAUCCAGCAAUGUAUCUUUGUAACUCAUAUUCAUUCGACCCAUUAAUUGGGCAUUGUCCAAAACCGAAGCACGGCUCCGAAGAACCUUACCCACCGAAGGGGCAGUUGGAGUAUAAGUACGAUACCAAAUGUGGAGUUCAUGCCAAGUUCGUUUAAAAUACAGUUGCAAUAAUGAGCCUUACAAACAAAGACAAUGUUGUUUACAAGCUUUAUCAGCUGGUACCAAAACAUAUACCUCAUGCAACCUAUCUAAUUCUUUUAUCACUACUGGUUUAUUUAACACAGAAGGAUAGAUGGUACGUACUUUUGUUUUAAUAUGUCUAAUGCGACAUUUUAAUAUUCCUCUUUUGCUUUUAACCCAUUCUGACAAUGUGUCAAGUUCUUCUUUUUCAUAUUUAGCCCAUCGUCUGGCAUAAUCUUCGACAGAAUUCAUAAUAGAGAUGAAGUUCUGUCUCAUAUAAUUAAUCCGAUUUGCAGAUGUAGUUUUUUUUUUGGUAAGCAAAACCAUAUAUUAGACCAAACCAAAAACUCUUGAAAAUGACUUUCAAGAUCCUAAAUAUCACAUUCAUUAUAAACUAAUAAAUUGAAGGUGGCUCACUACACCCUGAAAUAGUUUCUCAAAUCAGUACAAAUUGAUUUAAUCAUAAAAGAUAUGAUGAUAUAUAAUAACUAUAGAUACCAAAAAGGCAGAAAAUAUACAAAAUUGGAUAAAACAUGGUUUUUAUUCUUUCUUUUUUUUUAUUUCAACACGAGACCCUGGUGAAUUUGAACUCGAGAUAUGCGAUUCACCAGCCGAAUGCUUUAACCACUGGGCUACGAUGAUAGGCAAACGAAUCGAUCGAUACAAAUUAUUUCACAAAAUAUUUGAAUCGCCAUCUUGUGAAGUAGUGUCAUAAAGAGCAUAAGCUUUAGUGUAGUGAGUUACCUUAAUGAUUACAAUUCUUUUUUUCUUUUUACUUUGAACUGCAACUAUUGGCCAAAAAAAAAAAAAAAAAAAAAAAAAAAAAAAAAAAAGAAAGAGAAAAAACUACUUGUGUAUCAAUGUAGAACAAGAAUUUCACACACACACACAAAAAAGAACAUUCCAUUUUUCUGAACAUUCAAAGUUGUUUUUAUAAAAAAGAUACCAGCAGAUUUUUAUUUAUGAAUAAACAAUUAUAGCCUAAAUGGAAAAAUUAAAACAUUUUCCCUUUACUACUCUUUGGGUUGUAGUGUAGUUUCACCAUUUCAAAUACGCAAGAUCGUAAAUACCGAAUUAGCGGAACUUUCUUGUAAAGAAGUCCGGAAAAGCGUGUCGAUCUUGGGCAUUUUUUGUUUAUUCAAAACAUGGCAUCGGAAGACGAUUUAACCUCCACGUGCUUUCCACAAUUAAAAGCAUUUUUAGAUGAAAGGUGUGUAAAAGCGUCUGGAUACAGGAAAAAUGAACUUUUGAAGUUAGCUCGCGAAGCUAUAUAUUUUGACGCAAGCUCUUCUCAGCUUUGGGAAUUCCCUGGCUGACAGCAGUGGGAAAAAUCCACCACAUUUCCAUUAAAAUAUAUCAGUUGUGGAUAUUUCUGCGUAUUAUGUUUCUUUCUUGAAUCAUUAACUACAGUCUACUGCAAUGCAAUGACAGUACACCAUUGUUAAAAUCGGGUGAAUCGAUCACGACAAAAGUUGCAGAACUGGUAUUAUUUACCAAUAUGCCCAAAUUCUCGCAAACUCUGGGUCUCGCGAGACUUUGAAAGGGGAAAGUAAAAUUUAAAACCAAGACAGAAAAAGUAGUCGCGAUCUUGCGUAUUACAGUUCAAGUUCAAAUUCUGUACCGUUUGAUCGACAGGUGUGAAAGAAAUAUUACAUUUUUAUAUUCAUUGGGAUUUGGAUCGUGUUCCGAUGGAAAUGAUCAAAUCUACUGAUCACGUGAUCAACUUCAUGUCAUAUCCCAGUAACACUCCAAAAUGAUAUCUUAUUUCUUCAAAAGUGUUAAGAUGUUUUAACAGCUGUCCGUACACGUCCGGAUAACUUCAGAAUUUUCUGAUUCUACGUGCCUGUUUCGGAUAAAUGUUUACAUAGAGUAUACUUUGACUGCGCACCCCUCAACGGUAAAACUAUAAACAUAUUAUCUAUAAAUUCAUACUUAACGCUUAUGAUGCGAAACAUGUUGAACACAUAUGCCAAGUGACUUAAUAGCACUACAAUACGUCAUAGGUUGACGUCACUAGGAUUGCGAAUAUAAAUUAAAUCAGUCUAUCGCAAAUGCAUGCGAUUAGAAUUUUUUGGUGAUUCUCUUUCAUAUGCUAAGGUAGAAUUAUAUAUAUAUCGAUGUUAUUGUUGCAGAAAUCUUGUGCAUGGUCUUUUUUUGAUCAUUAUUUUAAAAAAAUGAUACAGAUAAUUUUCUCUGUAAUUUCUCAAUUAUUAUCAUUCAAAUAUUUAAACCAUUGUUUAUAUGAUAAUCUGACACCAUUUGCGCAACAACAGCAAUAUUGUCUAGACACUUUUGCUUAUUCUUGGCUCCAUUUCUUUAGUGUAUGCUUUUGUUCCAAGGUAGUUUUUGGCAUUGGCUGUUUUCCUCCGUAGUAAGCAAUAUAGAACGUCAUAAUGUGACGUCAUAGUCAAACCUGUGCAGUGCUUGGCACAUGCAAUCAAAACUUUGCAUGAACAUGCUCAGAAUAUGUACCGGCAAAGUUUUAAUAUACCCCAUUUGCAUAGAAACGCCUAUACUUAGCCUUAACUCACUUACUAAAUCACUGAUGAUAAUGAAAUGAGAAAAAAUGUGUAGAUAAAGAUCUACACAUAUUCAAAGUCCUAGAUUUGCAGUCCUAUUAGAAGCCCCCGAUCACAUUAAAUUGACAUCGUAAUGAUCAUUCCAGUUAAUUGCAGAAACUGAAAAUACUACCAUUGACACUCGUUCAACAAAUUCACAUAUUACAAGAUAUACCAUAUUCUGAAACUUACCACAGAAAUUGGUCCAUCCAACUUACAUUCACGUAAGAAGAAGGGAAACUAUUCUACUUUCUGCACCAUUUGAUUUACAGUCGAGUGAAAACUCAAGAGUCGGGAUUUUCAAAAUAAACAUGUCCAGACAACAUACUUAAAAGAUUGUUUACAUAAUAGUAAUAAUGUUUACAAGAUUUACAACACAUUUCAAAUUUCCUUUUCUGUGCAACCUGGUCCCAGUUCUGAACAUAAAUCUGGAUUUCAGUACUUUGAUUAUUUAAUUUAUUUAGUUUGCAUGUCUAUCUAACUAUUCUGCCGCUCUGAAGAAGGAACAGACCAUCGCAAAACAAUUCCAUAUUUUUCUUCUCGUUGGUCAUUUUAGUGCUUUAUAUAUCCUUACUUAUCUGAUCUCGUAUCUAAAUUCAGAUCCGACAUUUGGAGCGUUUAGUGUUGUUGGCUUUUAGUGCUCUCUCUCUCCCUACUUUAUUUUGCAGAGUACAUUACCAAGACUCCCUUGUCAAGGACCAUGCAUUUGAACGCAAGAUUUGUCUUUUCGGCAUUUUUGCAACAGUCGCUAGCAUUCCACUGCUCUUGUGGGCCAAAGUGUCGAUGCUUCUACGAUAAAAGGAUGGUGGUUGCUGAAUGCAGUGGACUUAGGCUAUCGCACGCUCCAAGAUUCAAUGAAAGUGUCCAAAGUAUCGAUCUAAGCACUAACCGUCUCUUGGAAAUACCUGCAGCUAUGCCUUCAAACAUCGUUUCCCUCAACAUUUCCGAGAACAACAUCACAGACCCUAAAAAAGAAGUUCUUUCAAGAUACAAACAUUUGUGAUGGUUGGAUAUCGGAAGGAAUUGUUUAUGACAAAGGCGUAAAUUAUGGCCUUCUCGGUUUUUUUGAAAACCUGAAGCAACUGGAAACAUUACUCAUGAAAGAUGAUUGUGUCGCAAUCAAUGUUACGGAUAUGAAAUAUUCACACGAGUGCUUUUAUGGAUUAUUGUCUUUAAGAUACAUUGAAUUAAAUGGGCUACAUGCUGGUAACUUUGUAGAUGCAUUUGAUAAAAAUAAUUCUAUUCAAAUUCUUGUCUUGUCGGGAUACGAGUAUUGUCAUCUUCAGGACAUCAGAACAUACACCUUCAAUGUUUUCAAAAAGUUGACAAAUUUGUCAUUGCAUCAGUGUUUUCUUAGAAUAUCGAGAAGGGGGCUUUUGCACACAUGAACAAUCUCGUUCGCCUGGACAUAUCAAGCAACAAAAACCUUCAUUUAUCCGUGUUACCAAAUAUCACUUACGAUGUUCGAGAUUCGAAACUACAGACUCUCAUCGCAGAUAGCCUUCAAUGCUUUGGUGGACUAUCACUUAUCUUAACUGUAAAACAUUUUACUUGAGAAAUCUUUCACACAUACAAUUCCGUGAUUUAGCAGUAGAGAGUAUGAACUUUUAUAUGUACAUUUUCAUAUAUUAUAUUUUGAACAUCGAAAGGUUGUAGUAAUUUUCCUAUGGCACCUUUUACAAUAUUAUAUUCACAAAUCCAGUUUUUCUUGCAGAUCAAUUUAUCUGCAAACCAUUCCAUCGGCUUAAAGAACACAUCGCAUGUUUUUAAACUUUUUAAUUUUUUCAGCAAAAUUAAUUCAUUUCAUGCCUAAAACUACUUUACAUGUGCUUUAAAAGAAACAGUUUGCGUAGUUUUCGAGUGUGAUAGCGAUGAAAUUCAAAUCUUGCGAUAUACAUAUUUUCUUCGAUAUUUUACGCGGCAUUAUCUGUGACGUCAUAUGCGACCUCGAACGAGAAGAUUUGAAAACAGUUGUUAGCCAUUUCAUAAACAGAUUAGAUUUAAUUGACAAACAAACAAUUAUCACAUUAACGGCUUGUAAAUAACACUGCAUUGGGGUGUUUUGUGCCGUUUAAGGGUGUACUUGCUGUCAGUAGAGAUGAUUUGGACUGCGUUUUUUUCAAUUUUCGAAGGAAGGUAUGAGGGACAAGAUGUGAAUAUUUUUUGUCGGCACAACGACUUUGCCAUAAAAACCCCCAGUAGAAUUUAUCCCUGUACUUUUUCAAACAAGCACUUGGACAAAGACGUAUAUAAACUGCGAGAAAAUGGUUCUAUCGAAGCUUCACACUGUUACAUAUAGGCCUACCGCAUAUAUGCUUUCCGUUCUGCUUUCAAAUUCAAUACACACUCGCACCAACUGACCUUCACCUUGUAACAACAUAUAGGCAGAACUUUGCUAGCAGUGUCUACCAACUGGUAGUUUUAAAAAAGAAGUUUAAAGAUAAAAGAUAAUUGAACUUUCAAUUAUAAAUAAUAAAAUAUGAUUUUUCCCAACUUUGAAUUGAAUUAUAAUGUUUUCAUUUUUUUUUUUAAGGAACGCGUACGUGUUUACAACAACAGCACGUCGCGCUCCCACUUCCUAAGUAACAAAGUGUAGAUAACAAAAAAUAACGAUUAAUAAAAUUGCUUGAAUAAAAUAAUUUAGAAGUAUUGUGAUGUUCACAAUAAGUUUGAUAAUUUUUAUUAUUAUUUUUUUUUUUCGAAAUGCACCCGUGACAGUAGGCCUCGUUGUCAAUGAUACAUAAUCGUAUUAUAAUUUAGGCCUAUCUAACUUCUCAAAAUAAAUUUAAUAAUAAUUGCACUGUUUAUUUUAGAAAAGCAACAACGCUAAUUACAGUUGUUUACAGAAAUGGCAUUACCAAAUAGUAUUUAGAGAGUGAUCCCAUGUAAACAUUAUUUACUCGCAAAUUUAUGCAGAUUUCAUACUCGCUUUCCUCGCUACAUUUGGGUCGCUAUUUGUAUGCACUGGUGGCUAAAAGAUAUAAGAAUCGGGAAAUUUGUCAACAUCGAAAUAAAUGUUAUCCAUGGUAAAUAAAUUAGGCCCCUAAAACCCGAGUUUUUAAAAAUAUCUAACACUACUAUUACAACAAGUUGAUCGACGAAGGUCGCAUAUGACGUCACUGUACCACGUGACUACCUAUCUAAUUAACUAGGCUUUUUGAAAUCGGGGCUUAGAUUUAAGUCCGUAUUGUGGCUAAUUAUCGCAAUACUUCAGUGAACGAACUAUUACAAUUAAUUUCUAUAAGCAUAAGGAAGACAAAAUGCAUAUAAUUCUGUAUACUUUGAAAACACGAGAUGUGUCCUUUAAUACCAUUCUCAUCCACUACGUCAUUCAUGUAUUUCAGACCACUCUUUAGCCAUGAUUUUAGAAAUAUAGGUGUAUUUUUCAAUACCACAAUAUUAUUACUUCAUAAUGGUUUCCUCAAUAUAUUGUUCAAACAAUCUAAUCUGUUCCUACCUUUGCAUUCAUUACAAAAUGCGAACAUUUCCUUGUAAAACAAAAGAAAUCCAUCCAUUAACUCAUACGGUUUGAUAUUAGUGAUAUUAGAUUUACUGAAAAUAGUCAAAAUCAUAAUUGUUUUCCAAACAUAUCCUAUUCACAAAAUGGUAUAAUGGAUUUCUUUUAUUCAAUAGUUUCUUAAUCCAUGAUAUUCUUAAAGAUUUAAUGUAUUACCAACAUGUUGCAUAGGGUUUAAUAAAGUCAGAUCUUAGAUAAUUUUGUGAAACCCGGCCCCAUUUUACAUUUACUCAGGCUGAAUCUUCUAGACUCAACCUGAUCUUCGUGAGAUCUAAGUUCUUCCGCCUCUACGACAACUAGAAAUUCUCAUUCUGUCAAUUACCUGCUUUUUAAAGUCCUAGAUAAUGUUUACAAAAGUUUUAACGAUUAAAAUCAAAGCACAACAUCAUAUCAUCCAAUUUCAUUCCCGCCCUGCCAAUACUCUGCAUUGCCAAAAUCAGGUAAUAUUGUUUACUCAAACUUUACUAAAACGAUGGUAGGCCAGCAAUAUUUCAGGAUAAACAUACGCAAGCUUAUUUGGGAAAUGCUUCUAGUUAUGCUAAUAGAUUUCAAGGAAAAAUCAAAAUUAUUUAGUAUCAUGAGGUGCAUUUGUAACUCUGAUCGUCUAUACGGUUGAUAUUUAAACAUGUGUAGGGGCUGUCGAAUGACUUCUUAAUUUUUAGGUCAGGUGGCCUAUUACUAUUGUCUGCGUCCUUCCUCCUGCGUUAACAAUUCAAUUAAAUACACCUUAAAAGGGUUUAUCAAAUCAGCACGAAAUGAUUUAAUCAUGAACGAUAUGAUGUAUUUUAAAAGUACACAUGUCAAAAAGGCAAUAAUAUGCAAUUUCGGAGAGAAAAUAUCUAUCUAUCUAUCCAUCUAUCUAUCUGGGCGUUUAGUGUUCCUGGCUUUUAGUGAUUUAUCUAUCUGUCUAGUUAUCUACUUUAUUUUGCAGAGUACAUUAUCAAGAUUCCCUUGUGAAGGACCAUGUAUUUCAACGCAGGAUCAUUCUGUUUUGUCUUUACGGCAUUUUUGCAACAGUCGCUAGCAUUCCACUGCUCUUCUGAGCCAAAGUGUCGAUGUUUCUACGAUAAAAGGAUGGUGGUUGCUGAAUGCAGUGGACUUAAGCUAUUGCACGCUCCAAGAUUCAAUGAAAGUGUUCAAAGUAUCGAUCUAAGCACUAACCGUCUCUCAGAAAUACCUGCAGAUAUGCCUCCAAACAUCAUUUCCCUCAACAUUGCCGAGAACAAAAUCAUAGACCCUAAAAAAGAAGUUCUUUCAAGAUACAAACAUUUGCGAUGGUUGGAUAUCGGAAGGAAUUGUUUAUGGCAAAGGCGUAAAACAUGGCCUUCUCGGUUUUUUGAAAACCUGAAGCAACUGGAAACAUUACUCAUGAAAGAUGAUUGUGUCGCAAUCAAUGUUACGGAUAUGAAAUAUUCACACGAGUGCUUUUAUGGAUUAUCGUCUUUAAGAUACAUUGAAUUAAAUGGGCUACGUGCUGGUAACUUCGGGGAUGCAUUUGAUAAAAAUAAUUCUAUUCAAAUUCUUGUCUUGUCGGGACAGGAGUAUUGUUAUCUUCAGGACAUCAGAACAUACACCUUCAACGUUUUCAAAAAGUUGACAAAACUGACAUUGCAUAAGUGUUUUCUUACAAAUAUCGAGAAGGGGGCUUUUGCACACAUGAACAAUCUCGUUCACCUGGACAUAUCAAACAACAAAAACCUUCAUUUAUCCGUGUUACCAAAUAUCACUUACGAUCUUCGAAAUUCGAAACUACAGACUCUCAUCGCAGAUAGCCUUCAAUGCUUUGGUGGACUAUCACUUAUUUUAACUGUAAAACACAUAGAGAACCUCCAAAAUACUUCUUUGAAAAAAUUUUCGUUAGCAGGAAACAGAAUUGCCAUAAUUGAUAAAGAUAUUAUGAAAUAUUUACCAAAAUCAUUGACAAAUAUAAACAUCGGAGACAACAUGCUGCAGUUUGGAUCCUACAUUUUUCAAGGUUCAUUUCUUCCAAAUUUAGAAAGGCUUGAUGUUGAAUAUACCGGAAGUUAUAGACCGGGAUUUCAAAUAGGCUGUAACACGUGUUCUAACUCCUGUUGUACCAAGACAGCAAUUGUCAACGUUUCUAACGCUAUCAUAAAUGACCCACCGAAGCCAUAUUUUAUAAUACGACUGCCCCCGAAAUUAAAAAUUCUAAAUAUUGCCAAUCAGAGAAUUUCUCACACUGUUUUAGAACUUGGGUUCUUCCCACAAAACUCUUUAACACAUCUGUAUGCCCAAGGGAAUUUUUUCUAUUCUAUACAUCAUAUAACCGGAAUUAAGAAUUUGGAAUACGUUAAUUUAUCGAAUAACUUCUGUUCCAGUAUAACCAAUCAAUCUUUACAAAAUAUGAGCAGUUUAUUAUUUCUCAAUUUGUCUACAAAUCUUCUAGGAAAAGAAUUGAGAAGUCAAAAUGUAAAUGAUAUGCUUCAUUUUCCUCCCCAUCUGAGAGUACUUGAUCUCUCGUAUAACUGGAUAACGACCUUAGCCCUUGACUUGUUCGCUGUCAGUAGAGAUCUUGAGUCCUUAAAUUUGAGUAAUAAUGAGAUAGAAUCCGUGUCAUUUGAUUUGUCUUCUUCUUUAAAAUUGCGUGAAAUAGAUCUCUCCUUUAAUAAAAUCGUGAAGUUGGAUUCCGCAUCGAUGAAAAAUUUAGACUUUCCCAGAAAGACCCGCCUGAGUAUCAAUCUGGCAAACAAUCCUUUGGUAUGCACUUGUCAAAGCCUAGGAUUCCUGGAAUGGAUGAAAGAAUCAUUAAAUAAACACUUCCUAGACCAAGAUAAAUACACGUGUUCAUUUAGCAACAGCACAAAGACUACCUUGGGUGAUUUGGAUCAAGUGAUAUCUACAUUAAAACGCGAAUGUAAAUCCUAUACAACAUUAGUUGUCGCUGUAACUGUUAUUUUACUUGUAACAAUAGUUUGUUUUUCUCUUGCUAUUAUGUAUAGAUAUAGAUGGAAACUACGAUAUUUAUAUUACGCAGGGAAGCGAUCUUCCAAAGGAUACUCAAAGAUAUUAGAGGAAGGAAGGGAAUACCAUUUUGACGCCUUUAUUUCAUACGCCGAGAAUGAAAGACAAAUCUUCAUUCCAAACCUAUUGAAGGUGGAGAAGGAAAAUACUUUCAAAUUUUGUAUUCACAGCCGCGACUUUAUGCCUGGUGUGGACAUAAGUGAAAACAUAACCAAUGCUAUUCACUUUAGUAGACGAACUAUCGUUUUCCUGAGUGAAGCCUUUCUUGGAUCUGAAUAUUGCAUGUACGAAAUCCAGAUGGCGCGAAUGGAAAGUAUAUCUCGUGGGGGAGAAAACGUUCUUUUCAUUGUUCUUCUGGAUGAUCAUCUCAGAAACAUUCCAAACUUUCUAGAGGAUCUAUUAAGUGAACAGUCAUACCUUCCAUACGAUAAACAAAUCCCGGAAGAGUUCUGGAAUGCGUUGACUCAAGUUUUGAAAAACAAUUAAGAUUUGUUUUAAACUUUCAUCAUUCAGAAUUAUCGAAAUAGAAGAAAUCUGAAAGGACUCGUGUAUAUUGAGCUGAAGUAUACAUUAUUAUUUAUGUACCAUUUAUUAUGGUUGUAUAUCAAAUUAUUUAUCCAUGUGUUUAAUAUAUUCUUAUAGUAUGUUAAAUUGUAUAUAAUUAUAUGUUUAAUAUGAUUUGUUUGUAUGUCCCUUUCGUAAAUACUUUCACUCAAUACCAAAACAAAAUGUGUAACUUGUUACCGACUCCGGAUAUCCUACCAGCCAAACGGAGAUCGAGAGAACAAUGCAUGGGUUAAAAUAUUUGUAUUCGUUGUGGGGUUUUUUUUUUUUUACAAACAAAAGAUUACGAGUUUUAUACAUCAAUUACAAAAAAACAUUUUAUAUUGUCAAAGAAGAGUUUAUGAAGAUGUGAUUUUGAUGUCUGUAUCAAUUCCUUUAUCUCAAUGGACAUCUGUUUUCUAACAUUUGCUUUCAAAUUUAGUUACUCAAAUAUUAAUUACAAAUAGAUUUGAACUUUUUAUACUUUACGGUAUGAAGGAUUGUAUAUAAUGUAUUAAUGAACAAAUAUAUGCAAUAGGAAGUGUAUGGCGACUUGUCUCAAUAUACCUUACGAUUUCAUUGAAUUUGAUAUUAAUUCACAGUUAGCCUACUAAACGACAUAUGACUAUAUAUGCAUACAUGUCUGUAUUCAUAUUACUUUCUGUGAUGUUAAGGAAUGCAUUUACUAUUUUGAUUAUCAUAUUCGUAUAUUUGUAUAUUAUAAUCGUAUAUUUGUAUAUUAUAAUCGUAUAUUUGUAUAUUAUGAUAAUAUAUUUGUAUAUUAUAUGGUUCUUGAAGGAAUUUUUUCAACACUUGAUAUACAAGAGGUACAUGUAUAAUAUUGAUUCGCAUUGCUAUUUUCAUGUUUUUCUGCUCAAGUCGUUUUUCGUUUCGUUUGAGAAUUGUUCACGCUUACAGAGGCAUGUUAGCUGUCGAUGAAGUGCCAGUUUUAGAAAUUUCUGUAUUGUACAUCAUGUAUCACUUCCAUUGUGGUUUGAACGAAGAAAAUGAAUAAAUGAAGGAAGGAA